Messenger RNA from Aspergillus clavatus NRRL 1, 1032 nucleotides. RefSeq lists its product as uncharacterized. The record is from RefSeq and is a predicted model, not a curated record. The transcript has 5 exons. Lineage: Eukaryota; Fungi; Ascomycota; Eurotiomycetes; Eurotiales; Aspergillaceae. Bases 1 to 1032 code for a protein of 343 amino acids.
AUGAUAUAUCCUAAUCGCAAUGGCAGAAAGCCGCCAGCCAGGCCGUCCGUUUUUAUCUUGAUAGCACCAUCGCGUGCGGUGGAGGAAGACCUGUCCCAGUGUUUCUCUGGAAAAGUGAGUCUGACUAAUGCAGAUAGACCAGACUUUUUAAUCCAUGAAUGCCUUGUCCGAGACAGCCUCAAGGGCUGGGGGGACUACCAGGCGUGGCUCGAGGCAGAGUCGAGGCAAAUAUCCAAUCGAGUUCUCACCCUUGACAUUCUUGAGAAAGGCAGUGGUGGACAGUCUCGCAAUAUAUCUUUCAGCGCGGAAGAUCGGCAACGACUGAAACAACUGGAUUACUACAUCACAGAUAUGUUGGUGAUUCUUCAGACGAUGGCCAACUUAAUCAAUCGGAUUGGAAGGAGUUGUAAACAGAAUUGUCAAGUCUGCUGCAGCACUGCAGCGCCUUGCUCCUGCAACGAAAAGAUCGAAGAAUUUGAGGAGUAUACAGCAGAAGCUAAGACGUACCUGGAUCGAGCAGUAUGGCUAAAGGAGCGAGUCCGAUCGACGGAGCAGCUGUAUCUUCACCUGUCAGAUCUGCUGGCAUACGAAGAAGCAGCCGCAUUAACCCAGCUCGCACAUGCGUCGCGUACCGAAAGCCAAGAGAUGGUAAAAUUGGCGGCUCAGAAUGCUCGGGAUGCGGCAGCGGUCAAGGUCUUGACAAUCAUCGGUCUCGUGUAUCUGCCGACGACAAUAGUAUCAGUACAGUUCGUGCACCUCAACGACCAGGGAGAUCUGCAGAUCUCUCGCCAAGUAUGGAUUCUGGCCGUGGUUGCAAUCCCUCUGACUAUUCUAACCGUGUUCACCUGGUGGCUAUGCGACCGAUAUAAUGUCAUUGAGGCACUGCUGGGUAGAAGAUUUGAUGAUAGCAACCUGGCGAGUGGAAACAGACAUGGACAUGCUGGGGAAGAGGGGCCUUCGUGGUCGAGUUCGAUUGCUCUUUCCACUAUUGCAAGCUCUCAGUCUCGCCGGUCAGCUCCCAUCCACACCUAG